This is a messenger RNA of Telopea speciosissima, 2235 nucleotides long. RefSeq names its product cyclin-SDS-like. The coding region runs from base 119 to 2122 and encodes 667 amino acids. Gene Ontology annotation, cellular component: cytoplasm; cyclin-dependent protein kinase holoenzyme complex; nucleus. Gene Ontology annotation, biological process: mitotic cell cycle phase transition; regulation of cyclin-dependent protein serine/threonine kinase activity. The record is from RefSeq and is a predicted model, not a curated record. The transcript has 7 exons. Gene Ontology annotation, molecular function: cyclin-dependent protein serine/threonine kinase regulator activity. Lineage: Eukaryota; Viridiplantae; Streptophyta; Magnoliopsida; Proteales; Proteaceae.
UGAAUCACUAGUCGUCUUCAACGAACGCUAACCCUAAAUCUUGCAGCUCUCGAACUUUCCAGACAAAGAAAGGAUCAGAAAAGUUUGAUUUGGAAUCUCUAAAUGAAAAUCAGCUGAGAUGAAGAAAACCGAGACUUCGAUUCUUCAACAAAGAAAGAUAGAAAUUGGAGCAAUCGCGUACAAGAAGAAGUUUCGUUCGAAAAUUCCUCGUCGUAAGCGAUUCCAGAUCUCUCCAGUACUCGUUGGAUCUUCGAAUUUGUUGUUUUCUGAUAAUAAGCCAGGCUUAUCAGUUUUGGCAGAAGCUUCCAGUUCCUCUUCAUGUUUUCCCGACGACCUUUCGUGUACUUCGAACUGGAUCUCAGUCGGUAAUGAGAAGUUGAAGAAGAAACAGAGAUCUUCUCGCCGGAAGAGAAAGUUUGAGGAGACAGGAAGGUCUGAAGUUGUAUUUGAAGUAGAUGAUCAAAGUUUCCAUCAAUUGGAGAAGAUUCCUGAGGAAGAAUGCCGGAGAAUAACGAGGUCUUAUCACAGACAGAGAGAAAUUGAAAAGACGGUGGAGAAUAAAGAAGUUGAAGAUGUUACAGUGGAAUUAUCAGAAUCGUCUUGCUUAGAAUCGUUUUGUGGAGUAGAGACUCGAUUUCUCAGCAAAACUGACGAGUUUCCAGAGAGAAAUCUGAAGUUGAAAACCGGAUCGGGUAAUGGAGUUUCAAAGGCUGGCGAAGGAGAAGGAAAUGCAGCUUCCGCAGCGAUCUCGUUUUCCGAAAGCUCUUGUGUUCAAAUCUCUACUCCUCAAGAAAAAUUACGAAGUUUCUCAGAGAAUUCGCGUACAGAAAGAGAUAACGCAUCAGGAAAUUCUCUUGCAAUCGGACAGAAUGAGUCUAUUUCGGAGAUUUCUUGCCUUGAAUCGCUUACUGAAGCGAGAAACCAAAAUCUAUAUCCACCUGCUGAUGAUUCAUGCAUAAAGACAACGGAGGGGGAAGAUAGAGGUCAGGUGUCUGAAUUUUCCGAAUUUUCAAGAAAUUGCGUUGAGACGAAUUUAGUUGUCCCCAAUUCAGAGUCCACUGCAGAGAAAAAACCAAAGGAAUUCGAUUGUGAUGUCGACCUAACUUGUUUAGAAAAUCUCUCGCAUGAAGACGAUUCAUAUAGUUCAACAAGCCAGGAAAUGACAAUCUCCAAUCUCGAAUCAGAGCUCUUCCCUUCAAUUUCCGAUGGAGAGUUCUCAGACAACUGGUUUGACGCCGAGUCUCCAAGCGAUUUUUCCGAACGGUCAUACGGAAAUUCAAUUACGUCACCUUGUUUCUCGUUGUUUCUUCAAUUCUCGCAACAAUUCUCAAAGUCGAGUUCUCAUCCUAAUGGCAUAGCCUCUUCAAAAGUUGAAGAACAGAAUCCCGACCAGUUUAUAUUGUUGAGGUUCGAAGACGAGGAACACGAAGAAAGCUACAGAAACUUAAGGCACAGAGAGAGAAGGCAAAAUUUCCUACACGACUACAUUGAGGAUUACUACUCAACGACGGAGUACGGCGAGCUUGUCCUUCAGGAACGGUUACUGAUGGUUAACUGGAUAGUUGAGCAAUCGAAUGCAAAGGAGCUUCAGUCCGAGACGAUGUUUUUAGGGGUUAGCUUCUUCGAUAGGUUCCUGGGCAAAGGAUUCUUCAAACAAAAAAGAAACCUUCAAGUUGUUGGAAUUGCUUGUCUCACUCUGGCCACCAGGAUUGAAGAAAAUCAACCCUUAAACUGCAUUCGACAAAAGAUUUUCCAUGUGGGGAGCACUGUGUACAGCAGCUGCGAAGUGGUGGCUAUGGAAUGGCUGGUGCAAGAGGUUCUAAACUUCCAAUGUUUCUUGCCCACGACGUACAACUUCUUAUGGUUCUACCUGAAGGCAGCCAAAGCUGACGCAGAGGUGGAGAAGAGGGCCAAGUACCUCGCAGUGCUGUCAAUGCUGGACCACAGGCACCUAUGCUUCUGGCCCUCAACAGUAGCAGCUGGGUUAGUCAUCCUUGCAUCACUAGCAGGCAAUCACGACUCAUCCUGCCAAUGGGUCAUGGAGACUCAUGUUAGAACAAAAAAAGAUGAUCUACCUGAGUGCAUAAAGAGCCUCGAGUGGUUGGUGAACUGCGUCUGUUAGAGAACCAACAAGAACUCAUCUAUCCUACUCACUGAAGGCAUUUGUUUCAUUAGACUGGGAAAAUAUAACAGGCCGGUAAAUCAAGAUAGAUUCCAAUCCUAACAAAAGAAAUU